AUGACCAGAGCAGAAGAUCCUGUGGCAGAACUACAGAAGAAGUCACUAAAUAUUUUGAAAUGCCAGCUUUUCUCAGAACAGAAGAGGGAAAAAGUAGAAUGUCUAACUUUAAGCCCUGAUGGAUAUUUCUGUGCAAUAUCACGCAAUGGAGGUAAUAUAACUGUAUGUGAUACUCUGACAUUUCACCCUUGGUUAUCAAUACCUGGUAGUAAAAAUUGUGUAUUACGUAGCCUAUUUCUCCUUCGAAAAUUUGAAAGUAAGGAUAUAAAUGACGAUAAUAUGACUCAAUUGGAUUCAGAUACUGAUGUACAAAGUGUUUUUAGUGAGACUACAGCUUGUACAUCUCCAAAUAAAACCCCAAACCGUAUUACAUAUGGGGAUAUUGAGGUCGAUAAUGUUUUGAUAGGUGGAGCACAUUAUCUGGAAAACUAUCGUCUUAUUGGCACAGGUUUAGAUGGAAAUAUAACCGAAUGGGAUAUCUGUACAGGUAGAGUUCUAGAUAGUUUAUUGUCAUUUGGUGGAGCUAUAUUUCAGGGUGCCUUAUCACCAAAUGAAACACAGCUAGCAGUAGCAUGUACUGAUGGUUCCAUACGCAUAUUUAGCCUAUUAAAUAACAUGGUUACAUAUUCUUAUGGCUUACCUAGACAUUCUAGUAGCAUUCUUUCUCUUACAUUUAUGACUGAGGAUUACAUUUUUGCUGGAUCAAGUGAUGGAUGUAUUUUACAAUACAAUUUGAAAUCGAAGAUAUGUGUUGAGAGGAUGACAGUACAAGCAGGUAAAAAGAUUAUAGACAAGAAUAUGAAUAGUGAAGUGUCUGUGUGGUGUUUAUUAUAUAUUGAGUCUGAAGGUGUUUUGUUUAGUGGAGAUUCUAAUGGAGUUGUUAUGGUAUGGGAUUUAGAUACAUAUACAGCUCUGAAUAUUUUCCAACAGCAUCAAGCUGAUGUACUAACACUAUCUAUAUUAUAUCAAUGGGAAUUACCAAAUAAGAAUAUGUGUAUAGUUUCUACAGGUAUGGAUGGAAGAGUAGUUUCGUAUAUUAAUAGUACUAAUGGUAAUAAAAAUAUGGAAAUUGGCACUACACGUUGGUUACCCACUGACUUCUGCUAUCCUCAUUCCAGCCAUAUUGGUGCUAUAUCAACUGUUUCAGAUCCACAGCCUAAUGGCCCCAUUGCAAUAACAGGCUCUUGGGAUGGCAGUCUUGUCUUAUGGAUUGCAAUAAACCGAAGUAAGAAUAACAACCAGACAUGUAUAAGAUCUCGUAAUUCUAAGCUUAAUCACCACUUCAAAACACUACCUAUUGGUGUAGCAAUCGAGAAACCAGUGACCCAAAUAAGUCUAAAUGAACGUCUUAUUUUACAUCAAAAUGAGGAUUUUUUGGAUAUUUGGUUUAUUUUAGAACAUAAGUCAGCAAAACCUAAUAGUAUUGAGUCAAGCAUUCUACAUACUCCAUUACAAUCUGCAUACAAAUCCUUAAAUUCCCUCACCUAUUCAUUUGCAGGUGAAUCAUAUAGUGAUAUUUCCUUUGUACCAAUUCAGCCAGUAAAACUAUUACAGUUGAAAUUUGCAACAGUUCAAAAUCCUCAUAUAAUUUGUAGUGCCUUAAGCCAUAAAGGUAACUACAUUGUUGGAUCUAUUUUGAGCGAUGGAAUUAAAGGAGUUUACUUUGACCUAGAAAAUCUUCAAGUUGCUGAUAUUCCACUAGAAUCAACAAGGGGAGUUGAAGCUACUAGUAUGAUAUUUAUAAGCAAUACAGUUCUUGUAAUUGGUGGCUACAAUAGUGAAAGUAGAUCAUCAACAAAUCUCCAAGUUCUAAUUGUAGAUGUUGAACGGGAUAUAAUAUUAUCAUCAGUUUUACUCAAUCCCAGCAAAUGUUAUGCUGAAAACUCUAAAAUUUCUCAUCUAAUACCCCUUGGAUCUAUUACUAAGAUUAUUGCUUCAGCAGAUAACCAAUGGCUGGGGAUUACAACCUCUUGGGGUGAUGCAUUUAUUGUAGCAUUAGAUUCUAUGAAAGUUGUUUGCACUUUACCAAGACCUUAUACAACUACUUACAGAUCUAUUGGUUUUAAAGAAUGCAAGGCUCCAAUUGUCUCAGUCUGCUUUAGUCCAUAUGAGAAAGAUACUUUAGCUGCUAUGACAUCUGAUGGGUUUUACUAUAUAUAUAGCAUAACAAUGAAUAAAAUUUUACCCUUGUAUCAAAACAUGGAUAAUUCUUUGGAAAGUAAUAUAGAUCAUAACUUUGUUGCUCAUAUCCCCAAAAAAAUUUACUCGCCUUUAAAACAUGGUCCAAUAUUUUCAAUUACUUGGACUAUUAAUGGGAAUAUAUUUAAUAAUAACAAUUCAACUACUUCAAGCAAAUCUAAAACUAGACCAAAUCAUAUAUUAGUUAUAAAUACUAGUGGUACAAUUUGUCAUGUAAACUUGAACAGAGAUCCAAAAUUACCUAAUGUAGAAGUUAGAAUUUCAACUGUAAAUACUACAUUUCCCGAAACAUUAAGUGCUGAGAAAUAUCUAUGUGGCCCUGUAUAUGAUCUCCCUAGAUUCAAGAAAGCCAAAUUAUUAUCUGAUAUAUUUAUGUUUUUUCCUGAAAGAGGUAUUGAAUCUGAACUUGUUGACUUUACAAAAUCUGCAAAGAUUCACCAAGAAGUACAAAGUAUGAUAUACAAGAAAUCAGAUCGUCAAAGCUUUGUUUCACCAAUGGUCUAUGCAGCAUUUUGGGUUAACUCACCGAAAUGGAUGUGCCUUACAAAAAACUAUGAAUUUGGCCACAUAGAUGGUUUCUUGAUAGUCAUAUCAUCUAAGCGUUCUACAACUGAAAGUAGUGAUUCUUCGUCAAAUGAUAAUACAUUUCAAAGGAAACGGUAUGCUAGCUAG
This is a messenger RNA of Cryptosporidium muris RN66, 2871 nucleotides long. RefSeq lists its product as uncharacterized. The transcript has a single exon. Gene Ontology annotation, biological process: maturation of SSU-rRNA from tricistronic rRNA transcript (SSU-rRNA, 5.8S rRNA, LSU-rRNA). NCBI's taxonomy places the organism in Eukaryota, Apicomplexa, Conoidasida, Eucoccidiorida, Cryptosporidiidae. Gene Ontology annotation, cellular component: 90S preribosome; small-subunit processome; t-UTP complex. Gene Ontology annotation, molecular function: RNA binding; protein binding. The record is from RefSeq and is a predicted model, not a curated record. The coding region runs from base 1 to 2871 and encodes 956 amino acids.